GUAGAUGAGGCCGCAGUGUAAUUGUAUUGUCAUGAUCCAAAGUCCAACUGGUGCAACAACAUGCAACUUUAACUACGGAAAGGGCAGAAAAGGAUUUAUUGGGAUAAGGAUUUAAAAUUAUGUUCUCAGUGCUAAUGAAGGAUGACUAUUAUCCACCUGCACAGGGACUGAUCCACUGAGGGCCUAAGGAUGGCAAAGAGUGUCAUGGUAACAUAUGCCCUGUGGGCAGCAGGUGGGCCUUUGGGCCUGCACCAUUUAUAUUUAGGACGAGACAGCCAUGCUCUGUUAUGGAUGCUCACACUGGGAGGAUUCGGGUUCGGCUGGGUCAGAGACUUCAUACGCAUUCCCUCGUAUGUUGCUGAGGCCAAUGAAAAUGUAGAGAAAGAGAGAGAAACACCUCCCUCCAUGGCCCCUCCACCUGUGAGCCUUGUGAGAUUUGUGGGACAGGUGUGUGUUGGGAUCUACUUCGGCACAGUGGCUCUGAUUGGACUGAACUCCCUCAGUUUCUUCUACCUGAUUGUUCUGCCUCUAAGUGUGGGUGCAGGGGUGCAUCUGGUGUCUUGUAUCGGUCAGCAGACUUCUGAUCUGCAAAAGACUUUGACUACUUGUCUCAUCACCUCCCCGAUAUUCUACGGCAGCACCUUAUCACCUCUUCCUAUAAGCCUGGCUGCAAGUGUCACCGCUGCACAGAACCGCAGGGCCAAACCUCCACGCACACCUGGGAGCAAACAGAAACUAGCUCCACGGCUCUACCGGCUCGGUCUAGCCUGGCUGGCCUUCUCUGCUCCGCUGGGAUACUGUAUUUUCCAUAACACCACAGCCACCCUGUACUACCUGUCCGACUGUGUAGCAGCACUGUUGGAUAUCUUCUGGUUCCUGCCUUGGCUCAGAAAUGUGUUGGAGUACAUUCUUUUAAUGCCAUAUCGACUCUUGUGUGUUAUCACUGGAGGGGGGUACUAUGAAGAGGCUUGGAGGAAGGUGCUGGAAAUACUGCUCAAAGAGUACUCCGAGAAAGAAAAAGAGGCACUGCAGGUAUUGUCGUUGGAAGUAGAGGCCUCUCUAGAAGAUAUAACUCGCAGUUAUAGGGAGCUGGUGAAGACAUGGCAUCCAGACCAUAACCCCAGCAAGGAGGCUGAGGCCACGUUUAUGAAGAUCCAUGAGGCUUAUGAGGUCCUCCUACGACGGCACAAACCUCAUCGAUUCAAAUAGUCGCCCUCCAUUUCUCACUGACUGGCUUUAAUAGUCACGAAGGUACAGUGGGACUCCAAGAUUGCUUUGUUUUUAUUGUUUUCUAUUGGGCAUGGAACAUAAAUCAAGAGCUUGUGCAGCUGAGUUAAUAUUUCCAAUUCAUGUUGAUGUUUAAUUUAAUGCAAUUAUAAGUGAACUCCUUCACACUUAAGUGACUGUAGAUUUAUUUAGACAAGUGCCCUAAAUAUGGUCACGUUACUUUUGUUGCGUUGUCAGUAUUUCUAAUCAGCAGUGGUGGAAUGUAACUAAGUACAUUUACUCAAGUACAGUACUGUACUACAAUACUCUACCUAUCAAUAAAUCACCAAUUUAUAGUAAUUAGACUUUUACCUUGAUAUAAUGUAAAUGCAGUUUACAUAAAUGGAUUAUUAUUAUUAUUAUUAUUAUUAUUAUUAUUAACAAUAAUAAUAAUAAUAAUAAUAAUAAUAAACCAAUAAUACAUUUAUAAUAAUAAAACAAUCUGAGUGGCUCCAUUUUGCAUAACAAGUACUUUUACUUUUGAAACUUUAAGUACAGUUUGAUGCUGAUACUUUUGUACUUUUACUUCAAUACGUUUUGAAUGCAGGACUUCUACUUGUAGUAGAGUAAUUUCACAUUGUGGUAUCAGUCCUUUUACUUCAGUAAAGGAUCUGAAAACGUCUUCCAAUACUGCUAAUGAGAAUGUGUUAAUAUGUUCCGUUUUAAUUGUUGCAGCUGGGGCUUUAAUUAGCGGUGCACCUCCUCUGCUGCACAUGUUUAUGAUCGUGUGUUCCCUGUCAAAAGCAUUGUGGAUGUUGACAUGGGUAUGUUGCAUUGUGAAGCUCCCUCCGUUUGUAACAUAUUCCUUACUAUUGGAAAAUACGCUAAAAUGUUUAAAUGUAUUGUCAUGAAGUUUCGAACAUAUAAAACAAAACAAAAAGUGAUGAUCGGAUAAUGUGACAAUAAUGACUUAACGAUCUUGAUGUUAUUGUGCUUUGUAGGAAUGAAAGAGAGCGAAAGAGAGAGAGAGAGAGAACUUGUCUUUGUGUAACCUGAACGUGCCCCAUACUAUUUUUUUACACAGGUAUGUUUAAAGAUUAUAUUGUUUUGAGUGUUUCAACUAAUCAGUGGUGGAAUGUAACCAAGUACAUUUAUUCAAGUACUGUACUUGAGA
Messenger RNA from Centropristis striata (black sea bass), 2380 nucleotides. It is a transcript of the gene dnajc22, whose product is annotated as DnaJ (Hsp40) homolog, subfamily C, member 22. Gene Ontology annotation, cellular component: early endosome; plasma membrane. Gene Ontology annotation, biological process: endocytosis. Bases 190 to 1209 code for a protein of 339 amino acids. NCBI's taxonomy places the organism in Eukaryota, Metazoa, Chordata, Actinopteri, Perciformes, Serranidae. The record is from RefSeq and is a predicted model, not a curated record. The transcript has 4 exons.